This is a messenger RNA of Pygocentrus nattereri (red-bellied piranha), 1174 nucleotides long. RefSeq names its product chemokine-like receptor 1. The record is from RefSeq and is a predicted model, not a curated record. The transcript has 2 exons. Gene Ontology annotation, molecular function: G protein-coupled receptor activity; complement receptor activity. Bases 113 to 1102 code for a protein of 329 amino acids. Gene Ontology annotation, cellular component: plasma membrane. NCBI's taxonomy places the organism in Eukaryota, Metazoa, Chordata, Actinopteri, Characiformes, Serrasalmidae. Gene Ontology annotation, biological process: positive regulation of macrophage chemotaxis; complement receptor mediated signaling pathway; phospholipase C-activating G protein-coupled receptor signaling pathway.
CUGCAUGGAGAGGAUGUGGACUCUCUCCAUGUAACCUGAUAACAGCAACCCUCCAGAUAAGACGUGUGCCACUUCCACGCAGAGCCAGUGAUUCCAAGAAUCAAGAGGUAUCAUGACUUCAACUCCAGUCACAGCGGCAGAAUAUACUGACUUUAAAAACCAGAGUUCUGCAUUAUGCACUGAUGUGAAGUGUGUCUUCUACUCAGUGGCAAAUGUGAUCAUCUUCAUCCUGGGGAUUGCUGGAAACAGUUUGGUGAUCUGGAUUGCAGGCUUUAAGAUGAAGAAGUCCGUCAUCGCCACCUGGUACCUGAGCCUGGCCGUGUCCGACUUUAUAAUGUGCUCUACCUUGCCCUUUGGUGUUGUCCAAAUGGUUACAGAUGAGUGGAUCUUUGGGCUCUUCCUCUGCAAAUUCCGAUAUUUCAUGAAGCUUAUAAACAUUUAUAGUAGCAUCUUCAUUCUUGUCAUCAUCAGUGUGGACCGCUGCGUUCUUGUUAUGUUUCCUGUGUGGGCUCGGAACAAGCGCACCGUAAGAAAGGCCGCUGUGAUAAUUAUGCUAGGUUGGAUUGUCUCAGCAGCACUUAGCUCUCCAGAAACCAUUUUCCGAGACAUUGUGUACAAACAGAAGACAAAGUGUGUUAGAAAGUACAUCAAUGAGCAAAGGCUUAUUGCCAUAGUGUCUUGCCAAUUCAUUUUUGGAUUUGUGAUCCCGUUCCUGAUCAUUGUCAUCUGUUAUGUCCUCAUCAUGCGAAAGCUGAAGUUCAACCAGAUGACGACGUCCAAGAAGCCAUUCAAGAUCAUGACGAUGCUGAUAGCUGCUUUCCUCAUCUGCUGGUUGCCUUUUCAUCUUUAUUCUUUUUUGAAAAUACAUUAUAAGGGAUUCAAUUUUGUUGAAGUGCUAAAAUUAUUUGGCGUCAUUCUUGCCAACGCCAACAGUUGUUUGAACCCACUUCUUUAUGCGUUCAUGGGGAGAAACUUCAAGAAGCAGUGUUACUCGGUUCUGUCCAACAUUGAGAAUGCAAUUGAGGAAGAGGAGGAGGGCCGGGAAGGAGUCCAAGGGACAGCUAUCAACACCAAUGAGGAAAGCAUAAGUUCAGUUGUUUGACAAAUUUGAACAGUUGAAAGGAAAACAGAAUUUUACUUGUUUAUGUUACACAAUAAAAUCCUAAAAAAUUAA